AUGUUCUUUUCCAGACUCCUUUUCAUAGCGGCCUUUGCGCUGGCUGUCUCAGCCCUCCCGCAAUUCUAUCCUGGUGGCAGCAUGACUAGGCAUGAUGCAACUCCCACCUCCAGCACAAGCAUCAGCCCUACUUCCACUUUCGCCAGCAGCAGUGCCAGCCCCAGUGCCACAACCAGCAGCAGCGGCAGCGUCCAGAUCGUAAACAAACUUGACACCACCGUCUACCUGUGGUCGACCUCCGAUACCUCCAGUGCUAUGCAAACUAUCGCCUCCGGUGAGACGUACACCGAGACCUAUCGGACCAACUCCAACGGCGGCGGAAUCUCCAUCAAGAUGGCCACCACCGAGAGUCAGGCCAGCGUCCUCCAGUUCGAAUAUACCAAGGCCAGCGACACGCUCUACUGGGACUUGUCGGCAAUCGACAUGGACUCGGACUCGGAGUUCAUCACGGCGGGAUUCUCAGCUACACCUAGUGACGCAAGUUGCUCAUCCGUGACCUGUGCGGCCGGGGAAAGUGACUGCAGCGAGGUGUAUCAGGAGUCGGACGACGUUGCGACGCAGAGUUGCUCGGCUACUGCGGGAAUUACGACUGCUGUGAGACCUCCACGAUUGAGUGAGGGUCUGCCUAACAUGUCUUACUGCAAGGAUCAAAGUACGGUUGCGAUAUGCCACAUCAGUGUAUUUCUGUCCGUCCUUAUCCUCUACAUUGAGCACAAUGUCGCAGCUACGGUACUCGAAGCAGCAGUCGUAGUCCUUGCUUGUAGCAGAGAUGUCGUCUAUGAGAGAGCCACAAUCACCAUUGCAUGUCCAGGAACAUUGACAGUAGCGGCUCCUCCACUAAGCGACACGGUUGUUCCGCUAACUUUAUUGUGA
Molecule: messenger RNA, 873 nt
Organism: Aspergillus fumigatus Af293
Lineage: Eukaryota; Fungi; Ascomycota; Eurotiomycetes; Eurotiales; Aspergillaceae
Product: putative GPI anchored cell wall protein
Exons: 3
Coding region: 1-873 (290 amino acids)
Source: RefSeq, a predicted model, not a curated record